This is a messenger RNA of Rhea pennata, 2703 nucleotides long. It is a transcript of the gene GGA2, whose product is annotated as golgi associated, gamma adaptin ear containing, ARF binding protein 2. Gene Ontology annotation, cellular component: trans-Golgi network. The coding region runs from base 32 to 1915 and encodes 627 amino acids. Lineage: Eukaryota; Metazoa; Chordata; Aves; Rheiformes; Rheidae. The record is from RefSeq and is a predicted model, not a curated record. Gene Ontology annotation, biological process: protein localization to cell surface; intracellular protein transport; Golgi to plasma membrane transport. Gene Ontology annotation, molecular function: ubiquitin binding; phosphatidylinositol binding; small GTPase binding. The transcript is spliced from 17 exons.
GGGCGGCCCCGGCGCGGCGGCGGCGGCGCCCAUGGCCGGGCCGCGGGAGCUGGAGCGGUGGCUCAAUAAAGCCACUGACCCAAGUAUCCCUGAGGAAAACUGGGAAUGCAUCCAGCAGUUCUGUGACCAGGUGAACACAGACAUUGAAGGCCCAUCACUUGCACCAAGGCUGCUGGCGCAUAAAAUACAGUCACCUCAAGAGAUGGAAGCUCUGCAUGCUCUAACGGUGCUGGAGACCUGUGUGAAUAAUUGUGGUGAAAGGUUUCACAGUGAAAUAGCAAAAUUCAGGUUUCUGAAUGAAUUGAUAAAAGUGCUUUCCCCAAAGCACCAUGGAACCUGGUCUUCAGAAAAAGUCAAGUCAAGAGUCACAGAAAUAAUAUUCAGUUGGACAGUUUGGUUUCCUCAGGAAGUUAAAAUCCAAGAUGCUUAUCAGAUGCUGAAGAAACAAGGGAUUGUAAAAGAAGAUCCCAAAUUACCAGAAGACAAAAUUUUACCUCCCCCUUCUCCAAGACCUCAGAAUUCUAUUUUUGACACAGAUGAAGAGAAAUCCAAGCUCUUAGCAAGACUUUUAAAGAGCAACCAUUCUGAAGACCUGCAAGCUGCCAACCGCCUUAUCAAGAGCAUGAUUAAAGAGGAACAAGAAAAAUCAGCUAAAGUUUCUAGAAGAGUGAAUACAAUCAGAGAGGUUUCUGAGAAAGUUAAACUCAUGGAUGAAUUACUGGACAGCUACAAGAGACAAGAAUUAUCCAAAUCUGACCGUGACAUUCUACAGAAUCUGUUUGAACGCUGUGAGAAGCUCAGGCCACUGCUCUUUCGCCUUGCCAGUGAAACAGUUGAUGACGAUGAGGCUUUAGCUGAAAUGCUGCAGGCCAAUGACAAGCUCACACAGGCACUUGGACAGUACAAGCGGAUUGUAGCCAGCCAUGAAGACAGUGGUGGAGGUUCAGGAGCCAACUCCACUGAUGCACCAGCAUGUCAGAUACCCCCAAGACGGAUGAAGAGCUAUACACUGAUUGACUUCUCAGAACUGGAGGCAACAUCCCAGUCUCCCACAGACCAAUUUGCAAAGAUAAUCCCUGCCUCCCGGCACAGCAGCACGACCUCAACCUCUACCUCUCUGCUUGAUGAGGAGUUAACAUCACUAGAUUUCAUCAACUCUCCCGUUGUACAGAAACCACCACAUGAUUUUGGCUUAGCAGAGGCUGCUGUACACAAUGGAUAUAGUGAAAUUGUAAGUGCCAUGCAAACAGUGGGACUGAAGGAGAGCUGGGAAGACAGCUGUUUAGAGAAGAAUGAAUUUCAGGGCCUGGCUGAGCAGCUAUCUCCACCUUCCAGGAUGAAGACAUUAUCCUUGGAUUUAUCACCAAUGAAAUUGCACUUUCCAGAUCUUGCAGAUAGCUCAGUGGCAGAAACUUCGUUCUCCAGCCUAGGCUAUGAGCUGAAGCCUGCUGCCUCUUUGCAUCCAGCCUCCCAUGAUGCUUCUCUAGCAAACCUUUUUGUCCCUUUAACUUCAAUUACACCGAGCAGUAUCUGUCCACUUACUGUGUAUGAUCAAAAUGGUUUCAAGGCUAUGCUCCACUUCUCCAAAGACCCAGCUCCUGGCCGACCAGAUGUGUUAGUGAUGGUUCUUUCCAUGCUGAGCACAUCAUCUCAACCAAUUAAGGACAUAAUGUUCCAGGCUGCAGUCCCAAAGACUAUGAAAAUAAAGUUACAACCAGCGUCUGGUUCUGAGCUUCCUGCCUUCAGCCCUUUUCUUCCUCCAGCAGUGAUAUCCCAAGUCCUGUUGCUAGCCAAUCCACACAAAGAUCCCAUCCAACUAAGAUAUAAAUUAAUGUUCGUGCAAGGUGUCAAGCCCUUCAGUGAAGUGGGAGAGGUGACUGGCUUCCCAGAAGCAGAGCUCUGGGGCAGAAGCUGAACUUCGUGAGCCUUGGACAUUGCCAUAUUGCCUUAUAGCAGUGGAUGGGGAGUGAAGGCAAGGGGAGGGAUUGCGUGACAGGAAUGCCAGCCUGGGUUCAUUAACAGCACCUUUUCUCAGGUUCUGUUGUCUCCUCCUUGCUCUUGGUUUCUUUGCACAUGUCUGGCAGGAGGAGCGUAAAGUAGCUGCUUCUGCACAAGCCUUUUUAUAUAGCUGACCCUGCUUUACAGGAGAUAGUAUUCUGCAGAGCCCUGCAGUUUGGGAGCCUGGUUGCUUCUUUCAUUCAAAUGUUUCCUGCUGCUUUCUGGGCCAGUUUUCCAUGUUUCACUUUACAUUUUUUUUCUGAGUGAAAAAGGAAAAGAAUUAUCAAGAAUCAGACCUUUUGCAAGACUGCUUAGCACCAGGAAAGAGUCCAUGCCAGGUAUCUACCCACUGUGUUUUCACUGGUGUCUGUAUGCUAAUGUGCAGAUAAGAACAUAAGAAAUGGUGAGACUGGGCUAUGCAGGCUCAGGUGAAUGUGGUUUAUAUGGCCAUGUACAAAGUAGAGAGUAAAUAGAGGAGGACUUUUGGGCCAAUCCAUGAGAGAAACCUGCCGAGCAUUACCAGCUUCUGUGUCAGUAGGACCUAGCUCCAAACUUGCUCUUGCCAUGGCUGCUUCUUCUGGGCCUUCUCAGCUCACAAGAUGUUUCUGGGGCAGCCAGGGGAUUUCUCCUUGAUAAAGCCGCUUGCUGUAUGUGCGCUGAGCGGGUUUCAUGACUGCAUAAAACCAAAGCUGUUCUGAGAUUUUA